Messenger RNA from Rhea pennata, 2275 nucleotides. It is a transcript of the gene ZBTB37, whose product is annotated as zinc finger and BTB domain containing 37. Bases 13 to 1524 code for a protein of 503 amino acids. Gene Ontology annotation, biological process: regulation of transcription by RNA polymerase II. Lineage: Eukaryota; Metazoa; Chordata; Aves; Rheiformes; Rheidae. Gene Ontology annotation, molecular function: RNA polymerase II cis-regulatory region sequence-specific DNA binding; DNA-binding transcription factor activity, RNA polymerase II-specific; protein binding. The transcript has 3 exons. The record is from RefSeq and is a predicted model, not a curated record.
ACUGGGACAACCAUGGAGAAGAGUGGGAACAUUCAACUGGAGAUUCCUGACUUCAGCAACUCUGUCCUGAGCCACCUGAAUCAGCUACGCAUGCAGGGCCGCUUGUGCGACAUCGUGGUCAACGUGCAGGGACAAGCUUUCCGCGCUCACAAGGUGGUGCUGGCUGCCAGCUCGCCCUACUUCCGCGACCACAUGUCCUUGAACGAAAUGAGCACCGUUUCCAUUUCUGUCAUCAAGAACCCUUCUGUUUUUGAGCAGCUCCUUUCCUUUUGUUACACCGGUAGGAUUUGUCUGCAGCUGGCUGACAUCAUAAGUUACCUAACGGCUGCCAGUUUCUUGCAGAUGCAGCACAUCAUAGACAAAUGCACGCAGAUUCUUGAGGGAAUUCACUUCAAAAUUAACGUGGCAGAGGUGGAAGCAGAAUUGAGCCAGACCAGGACAAAGCAUCAGGAGAGACCGCCAGAGUCUCACCGGGUGACGCCCAAUCUGAACCGUUCUCUGAGCCCCCGUCACAACGCCCCGAAAGGGAGCCGCCUCGGCCAGGUGAGCACCGUGUUGGACAUCCGGGAGCUCAGCCCUCCAGAGGAGUCCACCAGCCCCCAGAUAAUUGAGCAGAGCUCGGACGUGGAAAGCAGGGAGCCCAUACUACGGAUUAACCGAGCAGGACAGUGGUAUGUUGAGACAGGCGUGGGAGACCGCGGGGGACGGAACGACGACGAUGUCCGGAUUCUGGGAGGAGUGCGCAUUAAAACGGAGAACCUGGAGGAGUGGCUGGCAGCAGAGAAUCAGCCAUCGGGGGAAGAUGGGAGCAGUGCUGAGGAGGUCACUGCUAUGGUGAUUGACACCACGGGUCACGGAUCAAUGGGCCAAGAGACUUACACGUUAGGGUCCUCAGGGGCCAAAGUGGUCAGGCCAACCAGCAGUGAGAUUGACAGAUUUAGCCCUUCUGGCAGCAUGGUUGCUGUGACUGAGCGGUACAGAUCCAAAAGCGAGUCUCCCGGGCGGAUGGAUGAGCCCAAGCAGCCCAGUUCCCAGGGGGAGGAAUCGGCCAUGAUUGGAGUGAGUGGCUAUGUGGAAUAUCUGCGGGAACAGGAGGUUUCGGAGCGUUGGUUCCGGUACAACCCUCGGCUCACUUGUAUUUACUGCGCCAAAUCCUUCAACCAGAAAGGCAGCCUGGACCGGCACAUGCGUCUCCACAUGGGCAUCACACCUUUCGUCUGCCGCAUGUGUGGGAAGAAGUACACCCGCAAGGAUCAGCUGGAGUAUCACAUCCGCAAGCACACGGGCAACAAGCCUUUCCAUUGCCACGUCUGCGGCAAAAGCUUCCCUUUCCAGGCUAUCCUCAACCAGCACUUUCGCAAGAACCACCCUGGCUGUUUGCCCCUGGAGGGGCCUCACAGCAUUUCCCCUGAGACCACCGUCACGUCUCGGGGGCAGGCAGAGGAAGAAUCUCCUCCGCAGGAGGAAGCUCUCGCCGUGGGGGAAACGGCACAGGGGUCUGUGUCCACUACUGGGCCAGACUGAAGCACGGCUGGAGAGUCUGGGGAGGAAGGACCAUCUUCCCGUUUUGGCUCUGAAGAGUCAGCACCAACCUGGCAGGCUGGUACUGUGAUUAGUGCAAUGCCACCACUGGACAGAAAGAAGCUCCCAAGAUGUUGCCAAAAUAGAAAUAUCUUUUCUCUCUCUUUCUCUCUCUCACCCCCGCCCCCCCCCCCACACACACAGAGUGUUGAAAGUUUUUCUUCCUUAUUCCUCAUCCUCUUGGGGAAAAACAAAGCAACUGUGUCAAUCGACUUCUGAUUCAGGGAUCGACAGGAUUUUAAAUUUUUUUAAUAUUCGGUAGUGAUCCAGGACAAGCAGUCAUUUUUAUUUCUCAGCAGCGUUUUGGCCCAGCAGCUGGGUCCCACUGGUGGUGUUGGCUCUUAGCCAUGCAGAGCCAGUGAGCCUCAUGCGCUGGGCUGUCCUCAUCGUAUCUGCUGGUCCAUCUCAAGGGGAGAGCAGGGGCAAGAUGCAGUUGCCUUUCGCCUUUUCCCAGGCGGUUGCCAUGUUAAAGAAAAACAAAAAAGACUGUCCUGGUGGAACCUGCCUUGCCUGAGUGUAUUUAUCCCUGUCUUUUUUUUUUUUUUUUUUUUUCCCUCCAGUGUGUCUCUUUUUACAUUUUUACUUAAACCAUUAUUUUAGGGCUUUUGGCUUGCCCUUCCCAGGUAUGUGGCCUCAUGCCCCUUGUUAAAAGUGGGCACAGCUAUAAAGCAGUAUUUUAGAGUUCAGCAAAAUU